Messenger RNA from Rubroshorea leprosula, 513 nucleotides. The record is from the annotation of a GenBank genome assembly. NCBI's taxonomy places the organism in Eukaryota, Viridiplantae, Streptophyta, Magnoliopsida, Malvales, Dipterocarpaceae.
GUGGAGUAUUUUCUUGAUGAUGUGGCUUGACAUGGAAUUUUUUUUGUGAAAAUUUCCCACCCAAAAAAAAAAAAAGAAAAAAGAAGAAAUCAUGGGUUCCAUGGGUUCCUCGGGAGGAACCCAUGGAACCCAUGAGGAACCCAGAUCAGGUUCCUCCGGAGGAACCCAGUUCCUCAUGGGUUCCUCAUGGGUUCCUCCCGAGGAACCCGAGGAGGAACCCAGAUCAGGUUCCUCCGGAGGAACCCAUGAGGAACCCAGUUCCUCACGAAGAGGAACCCGAUCUGGGUUCCUCCAGUUCCUCACGACGAGGAACCCGAUCUGGGUUCCUCCUCGGGUUCCUCGGGAGGAACUGGGUUCCUCCGGAGGAACCUGAUCUGGGUUCCUCAUGGGUUCCAUGGGUUUCUCUCGAGGAACCCGAGCUGGGUUCCUUCGGAGGAACCCAUGGAACCCAUGAUUUUUUCUUUUUUUGUUUUUUUGGGUGGGAAAUUUUCACAAAAAAAUAUUCCAUGUCAA